Pan troglodytes (chimpanzee) is the source of this 4628-nucleotide messenger RNA. RefSeq names its product family with sequence similarity 133 member B (gene FAM133B). NCBI's taxonomy places the organism in Eukaryota, Metazoa, Chordata, Mammalia, Primates, Hominidae. The record is from RefSeq and is a predicted model, not a curated record. The transcript has 12 exons. Bases 2425 to 3138 code for a protein of 237 amino acids.
AGGCGGAGUUGGGAGGCGGCAAGAGGACCUGCGGCAGGCCCUCUUCGGCAGUCUCUCCGGCCCGGUUUCCCUCGGCGUGCUACUGUGCGCUCGAUCCAGCACCAUGGGGAAGCGGGACAAUCGGGUGAGAUGGGGUUUCACCAUGCUGCCCAGGCUGGUCUCAAAUUCCUGGCCUCAAGCAAUCCUCCCGUCUCGGCCACCAAAAGUGUUCGGAUUACAGGAGUGCCACCACAUGCGGCCAACAAAUUUAUAAUGACAUGCGUUCACCAAUAUAGUAUCAUAAAGAGUAAAAAUCCUCUCUUCGGCCUAGCCAUUCCUCUACCACCCCUGUCCCCAAGUGUGGCAACCACUGAUCUUUUUACUGACUCCAUAGUUUUGCCAUAACACUUGAUUUGGAGCAACAAAAUGAAUAUUUCCCUGUGAAAAUAUUGGCAUUUUUUGAGAUUGUCUCAAAAACAGUUCCUGUUCUUUCUUACAUUGAUGAAACAAUCAUAGUUUUAAAGAUGAUAGGAUUGCUUUCCAAAAAAAGCCCCAGUGAAUUUCAGGUUGAACAGUUUUUUUAAUUUUUAUUUUUAGAGCAGUUUUAGGUUCACAGCAAAAUUGAACAGAAAGUACAGAGGGUUCCCAUAUACCUCCACACUUGUGCAGCUCUACCAUUAUCACCAUUCGCCAGCACCAGCAGGGUGGUACCUUUGUUACAUUUCAUGAAUCUACAUCGACACAUUAUCAUCACCCAGAGUCAGUAGUUUGCAUUAGGGGUCACUCUUGGUAUGCAUUCUUGUACAGUUUUUAUAACUGAACGUUUUAAUUCAGGUCUUGUAAAGGGCUCUUAAGUUCAUGAUGGCCACCUUUUGUGCUUGUUAUUUUCUGAAGUGUUCUUCAUGUUCUUUUCUGCUACUUUGGGCCCUCUAAAAUAGAUGUAUCCUCUAGAUAAAAAUAGGUAAUCAAAUUGACAAAUGAAAUUCUGCACAUUGUGUCUUCAGCCAGUUUUACUGCAUUGCUCUUUUUGUACCUGCCCACAUACAUAUCCCCUUGAGACCAAUUUGCCAUCCUGAGUUUCAGAAACAAAUCAUUUUCUGUUAUCUGAACUCAUGCAGCAGUUUGAAGCCACAGAGAAUUCUAGUUACAUAUGGAUGUGAAUGUUUGAUUUACAAGGUCACAGUGUUUCUAAUGAUUAAGUCAUAGUGAAAUGUUUCAAGAAAUUGCACAAUCUCUAUAUUUUAGUGAAUGCUUAACCAUGCCACCCACUUAAUGUUAGAAGCAUUAUUUUUCACACUGAUACAAAAAUGAAAACUCUUGUACCUUUGUAAAAAUAGUUACUUGUUUUAAAAGCUUUCUGUUGUGCAUAGUUUUAAAGAAAAGUAUUGUUGCUUAAUGAAUAAGAGCAGACUAUCAAGUGUUUUGCAUGGAGCCUAGAACAUAAGAUGCACUUUAAAAAAUAUUGCUAUUAUAAUUGAAAUAAACAAUGGAGAUAUUUGGAGUGUACUUAAGCAGACUGAGAUAGUGUUUGUGGUCAAAAGCUUAAAAGUAAGCCUUAUUCAGCAGUAGUUCAUGUAAUUGUACCCGUAGUCCUAGCAUGUGAAUAUACUACUUUACUAGUAUUUUCCUCUGAAAAGUAGGAAUAGGUUGGUAUGUACUUUAUGAAAGCAGUUUGAUAGUACACAGUAAGAUGUAAAAAUAUUAAUGUACUUUAAAGAUACAUGCUAGAUAACUUGAAGACUGUAAAACAUGGUAAAUGUUAUAAUUUUUUUCAUUAGAAUUAAAAAUUGCCACUGCAUUAUCUGUGAAUUUUUACAUAAGGACAGUUCAGCUCUCUGAGUUGGAGUGGCAGUAUUGUGGUUGGAUUUUUGUCAUUUUCUUUACUUUUAUUACUAUAAUAAUGUUUACGCAGUUACAUUUUUUGUUUUAUAAAGGUAAUCAUUAUUUAAAAUUUUUUUCUCCAGUGUGUGAAUGAAUAUGGAUGUUUUCCUUUAUAUUUUGGUGCACAUGCAGCCUAAUUUUUCUGAUUUUUAAAUUUUUAGUUAUUUAUUAAAAUAAUUCUUUCAUUUUGGCAACUUGCCUUUGCUUUUCACUUGAGAAAUCUUAAACAUUUUCUUAUCAGGAACUAUGGAUCUACUUCAUUCAUUUUAGUAGCUACGUAAUAUUUAACAGGGUGUAUACUUUAAUAUAUUUAGCGAAUCCCAGUUUGAUAGCUAUUUGGGUGUUUUCAGUGUUUGCUGUUUUAGUAAUUUAGACCUGAAUAUCCUUGAUAUGUGUAUAUUUGCACUCUUUGGAAAUAAACAGUUUUUACAAUUCUAACCUGAAAUAUUUUGCCAUUAGGUACUGCCAAAAUUAUGACAUGAUACCAAGGAAAUUAGAAUGUGAUCAAUAUUGUUGAAAACAAAAACAAAAACCUGAGAACAGUUAAAUUUAACAAAGGCCUAUAUGAACCCAAUAGCAAUGGCGAGAUCAAGGGGUCCAAUCCAGUCUUCAGGGCCAACAAUACAGGAUUAUCUGAAUCGACCAAGGCCUACCUGGGAAGAAGUAAAAGAGCAACUAGAAAAGAAAAAGAAAGGCUCCAAGGCUUUGGCUGAAUUUGAAGAAAAAAUGAAUGAGAACUGGAAGAAAGAACUGGAAAAACACAGGGAGAAAUUGUUAAGUGGAAGUGAGAGCUCAUCCAAAAAAAGACAGAGAAAGAAAAAAGAAAAGAAGAAAUCUGGUAGGUAUUCAUCUUCUUCUUCAUCAAGCUCUGAUUCUUCCAGCAGUUCUUCUGAUUCUGAAGAUGAGGAUAAGAAACAAGGAAAACGGAGAAAGAAAAAGAAGAACCGUUCACAUAAAUCUUCUGAAAGCUCCAUGUCAGAAACUGAAUCAGACAGUAAGGAUAGUUUAAAAAAGAAAAAGAAGUCAAAAGAUGGAACUGAGAAAGAAAAGGAUAUUAAAGGACUCAGCAAAAAGAGAAAGAUGUAUUCUGAAGAUAAACCUUUAUCAUCUGAGUCCUUGUCAGAAUCAGAGUAUAUUGAGGAGGUGCGAGCAAAAAAGAAGAAAAGCAGUGAAGAACGAGAAAAAGCAACAGAAAAAACAAAAAAGAAAAAGAAGCAUAAGAAACACAGUAAGAAGAAGAAAAAGAAGGCUGCUAGUUCAAGUCCUGACUCACCGUAACAUUAAGAAAAAUCAGGAUUCCCUUAUAAAGAAAGUGCAAUGUCUGAGGAAAUUUCAACUGUGAAAACUACAACAUAUUUACUAAAAUGCAUGAAUUUUCUUGUUUUUAGAAUUAUUCCUGGACUAUUCAGUAGCCACUCAGAUGCCACUGUGUGAAAGGGCCAUAAAUGUUGCCUGCUGCUUGAACAUCUAUUUUUUUCUCUUCCAGUGCUUGAUAACUCUGGGAGAUAAUACACUGCAGUCGUACUAGUGGUUAAGAUAUUUGGGAAUAAAAUUAAUACUUUUGACUAGAAGCGUCUAAGGAUAAACCAACAGAAAUUGAAUCUGGAUACAUCUUUAAGAUGUAAUCAGAAAUGACCAGAUGACUCUAGUUAGAAUUUUUGAAGGAGGGAUUACAUUAAUAUUUCAAAACCCUUACUCUGUAGAUAAGUGUAUUUUAAUUUUUUCCCCUCGUAUACUUUCAUUUACCUGGGGAAGGAGCUUUUAGGGUUGGGGGGUGGUUUGCUAUCUCUUUAGCUAGCAGAAUAGUGUGCCUUUGAUCCUCACACAUCCUGUAUUAUGGACACAGUAGCCAUGCUUCACGGGGAGGUCAGAGCUGGCUACCAGCAGUCUUGCCCUUUACUGAGCUUAGUGUCAUCUUUGGAUGCUGUCAUAUGCUGCUUUGAGUGAACCAGAGAAACAGCCAUUUUGCAGCAUGAGAAAGCCCCAAAAGCUCUGGGAUUUACCUCCACUUUAGUAAUAAUGAAUAUUUUUUAGCAUUAGAAUGUGUUAUGUCAUUUGAAUUAAUUUUGACUACACUUUGGCUUGGGAGAGGAAUUAUUUUAAAUAGACAUUGGUACUUUUUGAACUUGAUAGCUAAAGAUUCUAAAAUGCAUGUUUUAUACUAAGUUUUAACCAGUCAGGAAAAUUUUAUGUAACUAGUGAUAGUUUAUUUUUUUGUAUGAAUUUUGUUUAGGCUGCAAUGUUUAGCUUUUGUUAACUCCUCACUCUUGCUGUCUUAAGUUCAUUACUAUGUUUAAUGGCCUACUUGCCAAGAUAUUUAGCAUGUAAAAAGCAGGGUUUUGAUUUUAAAAAAAAAACGGCUUCAUAUUGAAGCUGAGACUUACAAUAACAAGUUGAGUGGCAAGCCUGGUAUGCUGUGUCUUAUUGCCAGAAUCUUAGUAAAUGUAAUGUUUUAAAAGUUUGUUGUCUUUGUAUAUUAAUAACAAAUUAUGACAAGUUAAGUUUAAAUAAGAGUUACAUUAUUGCUCUCCCUGUGUCAUAUUUUACUAAGAUUUUGUGCCUCAUGUCUGCUGCUGAAUUGUUUACUAGGAAUGUUAAAAGGAAUUGAUAAUUCAUUUUCAUUUUACAUUUUUAUAUAAUCAGGUAACAUGACAUACAACUUGAUGUACAAUUUUGCCUGUUACAAAGGGUGUGCUAAUUAUAGUGGUAUAUGCACAGAACAUGUUGGCAUGACAACAGGCUGAAUAAAUAGCUAUUUUACUUAAAAA